Molecule: messenger RNA, 3150 nt
Organism: Solanum lycopersicum (tomato)
Lineage: Eukaryota; Viridiplantae; Streptophyta; Magnoliopsida; Solanales; Solanaceae
Source: RefSeq, a predicted model, not a curated record
AUGAGAUCAAGAAAAAGAGGUGCAGGGCCCAGAGUUUCAAAGCUACUCUUGAGCUUCCUUCUCCUGCAGCCAAAGAAACUGACUGGAGAGUGCUUGUCAGGAGGGAGAUUCGAUAUUUGCAGUCUUAAUAUUCAUCAAGGCAUUAGAGAUUACAAUCCAAUAGUUGCCAUUGAGAGAACAGUUUUCUACAGGGAGAAGGCUGCUGGAAUAUACUCUCCUCUACCAUAUGCAGCAGCUCAGAUUCACAAAGUUGGCGAAGUUGACAAACUUUUCAAGCAGACAUGUUCCCAUUCAUCAAAAUGGUAUGGCCAUUACAUAACAACUUGGAAUUUUGGCCCCCCAAAGUACACAUGCCAAUAUUGUGGAGCUCUUUUAUGGUAUGAAGAACGAACAACAAAAACAAAACAAACAACAAGACCGAUAUUCUCAUUUUGUUGUAUGGGAGGAGGUCGUGUACAACUUCCUUUAUUGAGGGAACCACCACCCUAUCUGAAGUAUCUUUUGGGUAAAGAAUCAGGGCAACUAGGUAUUAAUUUUCGAAAAAAUAUUAGAGCUUAUAACUCAAUGUUUGCAUUUACAUCCAUUGGUGGCCGAGUUGAUGGAUCUAUCAAUCACUCAAAGGGGCCAUACGUUUUCAGGACGUGUGGUCAGAAUUAUCAUCGUAUAGGAUCUUUAUUGCCUGAAAUUGGUAAAAGACCCCAAUCUGCUCAGCUAUAUAUAUAUGAUACUGAAAAUGAGAUAAACAACAGAAUGAAUUGUCUGCUAGAAGGAGACAUUGAUCCUGAAAUUGUUCAGGGCUUAUCAGUAAUGUUGGAGGAGCAUAAUAUAUUGGUUAAAACAUUUCGAAUGGCUAGAGAUAGAUAUAAAGAGCAUCCUGAACGUGAAUUUCGCCUACGUCUCCUAUCUAAUAGGACAACGGAUGGUCGACAAUAUAAUUUACCCACAACUUCUGAAGUAGCUGGAUUAAUAGUGGGUGAUGUUAUGGAAGAAAACUUCCAGCGAGAUAUUAUUGUAGAGCAUAGGAAAAAUGGACUUCAAAGAAUUUCUGAUCUACACCCAAGUUUUAUGUCUAUGACAUAUCCACUAAUACACCCUUAUGGUGAAGAUGGAUAUAGAGUUGGAAUAAAUUUGGGAGAUGUCAUCAACAAGACUUACAAGCGACAAAAAUUAACAACGAGAGACUUCUAUUGCUUUAGAAUACAACAAAGACUUAACGAGGGUAAGACUCUCUUACUUGCCGGUAGACUAUUACAACAAUACAUUGUUGACGGUUACAUGGCAAUCGAGGAAGAAAGAUUUCGUUAUAUUCGGAAUAAUCAACCAAAACUCAGAGCUGAUCUUUACUCUGGCUUAAUGGAUGCCAUUCUUCGUGGUGAUUCAGAUUGUUCUUUGAUAGGAAAAACAGUUAUCUUACCUUCAUCUCACACCGGAGGACCUCGCUAUCGGGCACAAAAUUAUCAAAAUGCAAUGGCAAUUUGCAGGUGGGCUGGAUAUCCAGAUUUGUUUCUCACUUUCACAUGCAAUCCAAAGUGGCCCGAAAUAAAUGAAAUGCUUCGCUUAAUAGAACAAUCUGGUGAUGAUAACAGGGUUGACAUUAUAUGCAGAGUGUUCCAAAUCAAGUUAUUUCAAUUAAUGCAAGAUCUGAAAAAGCAACAACCUUUUGGAAAAAUAAUUGCAUGUUUAUAUACAAUUGAGUUUCAGAAAAGAGGACUACCUCAUGCACAUAUAUUACUCUUCCUGCAUCCUACAUUAAAAAGUCCAUCUAUAGAUCAUAUCAACACAAUGAUAACAGCUGAAAUACCCAAUAUGGAAGUAGACCCGGAUGGUUAUAAAGCUAUAAAGAACUACAUGAUGCAUGGACCUUGUGGAGACCUCAAUCCAGGAUGCCCAUGUAUGAAGCAAGGAAAAUGCACCAAGCAUUUUCCAAAGAAGUUCAAUAAUCAAACAACUUUUGAUGCAGAUGGGUUCCCAAUUUAUAGGAGAAGAAACACAGGUACUGAAGUAAAUAAAAAUAAUGUCUUUUUAGAUAACAGAUAUGUCGUCCCUUAUAACAGGAAUUUGAUUGUCAAAUUUGAUGCACAUAUAAAUGUCGAGUUGUGCAAUUACUCGAGAUCAGUGAAGUACCUAUUUAAAUAUGUGAAUAAGGGAUCUGAUAGAGCAACAAUUGGUAUAGAAUGCUCAGAUACUCCCACAGAACGUGAUGAGAUCAAAAGAUAUCUAGAUUGUAGAUACAUAUCAGCUACAGAAGCUUCCUGGAGGAUCUUUUCGUUUGACAUACAUCAUAGACAGCCAGCAGUUGAGCAUUUGCCAUUCCAUUUACAAGGAGAAAACACCAUAGUAUUCCAAGAAGAAAGGUGUCCUGAAAGCAUACUAAACAGACCCGAUAUAGUAAAAACAAAAUUCACGGAAUGGUUUGAGGCAAACAAAGAAUAUGAGGAUGCGCGAGAGCUAACAUAUUCAAAUUUUCCUACACGUUGGGUCUGGGAUGCAACAUGCAAAAGAUGGACUAGAAGAAAAAAGGGGAAGUCAGUUGGUAGAAUUUACUUCGCACAUCCUGUAAGUGGGGAACGAUUUUACAUGAGAAUGCUACUUAAUUUUGUCAAAGGAAGCACUUCUUUUGAAAGCAUCAGAACAAUUAAUGGAGUCCGGUAUGAUACUUAUAAGGAGGCAUGCUACGCAUUGGGAUUAUUGGAGGAUGAUAAAGAAUGGAAUGACUGCUUGGCUGAAGCUGCAUAUUGGGCAUCAGGAAAUGAGUUGAGAAAUCUGUUUGUGACGAUACUAAUUCACUGUCAAGUGUCUGAUUCGUCCAAACUUUGGAGGAGCAACUAUGAAAUUUUAUCAGAAGAUAUAACAUCAUUACAACGAAAGAAAUUUCAAUUGGAAGAUUUAAAGUUAAAUGAAAAACAACUUGAAUCAUAUACGUUGUUUGAGAUAGAAACCAUACUUCUGAAGAUAGGAAAAAGUUUGAAAGACAUACAUGGAAUGCCACUUCCAGAUUCCACUUUGAUGAAUGACACAGGGAAUCGCCUUAUCAAUGAGGAACUAGAAUAUGACAAAGGUUUCUUAAAGGAAGUACAUGAUAAAUCAUUCGCUCUUUUAAAUGAUUGUCAAAACAUAGCUUACGAAGCAGUAAUUUUGGAAAAAUUAUAA